AUGUAUGGAGAGAGAAAAACUAAUUGGAAAUGCCAUGUUUGUAAACCGAGAAACAAAUCUCAAAAUAACCUGUAUCAAUCUGUUGUGUUUGAUGAGACUAGUCAACAAAAGAAAGCAAGAAAUGAUGAUGAUGAAGGAAAUGAUAAUGCAAAAAAAUUUAAAGAGUCAUUAUCAUUAAGCUCUCUUAAUUCUAAUCUCUGCUCCGUAGAAUCAAAUGUUACUGAGCUGAGAGGUGAAUUGCAGGCCGGCAUGAUGGAACUAAAAAGCCAAAUGGAAAUUUUAGUAACAAAUUUUAACAAACAACACAUGCAAAUGAACGACAACAACAAAGAGACUCAAUUAGCUUUAUCUACAAUAACAAGCACCCUAUCAAGCCUUGUAACUCAAGUCUCUGAUCUCAACGAAAAAGACAAAACAAGAGAAAAACAAAUUACAACGAUGGAUACACGCAUGAACAAAUUCGAACAACAAUUAAUAGUCAAAAACAUUGAGAUUAAAAAUAUUUACAACAAUGACAUCUCUGCAUUCGAGGUUGUGAAAAAAAUCGCAAACUCCCGUAAUGUUGAGAUAAACGAAUUUGAUGUCGACAGAGCAUAUCGCCUUAAGAGACAAAAUGAUAAAAUAAUAGUGGAAUUCUCUUCACUUAACAAAAAAAUAGAAUUCAUGAGCAAAAUAGAGCGCCAUAGAGUAGACUCGCAAAUAAUAAACAGUAGUGGAGACAGAAAUAGCAAUGCCAAAUACAUAUAUAUUAACGAUCAAUUAACAUUUAACUACCGCAGGCUACUAUGGAUAACGAAGACUAAAGCCCACGAAGCAAACUGGAAAUACGUCUGGGUCCGCAAUGGCAACAUAUUUGCUCGUAAAGCCGAGAACAGUCCCGCUGUUUCUAUUAAUAAUGCCGCCGAUAUUGAAUGUAUCACCUCCACAAUUUAA
Messenger RNA from Lucilia sericata (common green bottle fly), 933 nucleotides. RefSeq lists its product as uncharacterized. The record is from RefSeq and is a predicted model, not a curated record. NCBI's taxonomy places the organism in Eukaryota, Metazoa, Arthropoda, Insecta, Diptera, Calliphoridae. The transcript has a single exon. Bases 1 to 933 code for a protein of 310 amino acids.